Messenger RNA from Brassica rapa (field mustard), 2201 nucleotides. Its product is annotated as probable calcium-binding protein CML43. The record is from RefSeq and is a predicted model, not a curated record. NCBI's taxonomy places the organism in Eukaryota, Viridiplantae, Streptophyta, Magnoliopsida, Brassicales, Brassicaceae. Gene Ontology annotation, molecular function: calcium ion binding.
AGAAUAGGAAGUCAUACAACUAUAUUUACAUAAGGAUUUAAUCUUGUUUUCCUAGAUAACUAUGGUUUUAAGUUUUUCUAGUGUCAAAAUAUUUUACUUGGUAUAAAUACCAAGCUUCAUCAUUAAUAAUAUUCAAGAUUUCAUUAAUCUCAUAAUAAGAUUUGUCAAUGAUCACCUCUUUUUUUGUCUAAUCUUAGAAAUAAAUUUUAAAACAAAUAUACCAAUCCAAUCACCUCAACUAAAAUUCAACGACACAUACAUCGAGUCAACUAAAUAAAUACAAACUACACGAUCAGCUAUUUAACAAUUAAAAAAGUUUAAAAUACGGAAACUCUAUUAGAGUCGAAAGCUAGGAAUAGUGAUUGAAAAUAUUUUGGACCAGUUGGGACCCAAAUAUUUAUGGGUUUUCGGGUUUUGGGCUGGACCAGACUAGACCGAACCAUCCCAAAUGACAUCUAAAUGAAACCAUUUUAUUUCCAAGUACGUAAGAGGACUUCUGCAAUUUUUAUAAUAAGAAAUAUAAUUAAAUACUAAAUUUGUAUUCUAAAAUUUUAAAAUCUGCUACUGCAUGAUGUUUUCAAGUUUUUAAUACAUAUUUAAUAUUAUUUGUUUUAAAUUUUGUAAACCCUUUAGAGAUACUAGCAAUAAAAAAUGUUUUAUUGUUUUGGGUUACACCUAAUUAGUAAUUAUAUUAAUUUGAUCAUGGGCAUUAACGAUAAGUCUGGCACAUAUUAUUUUAGUCAUUGCCAUUUAACUAUAAGUCACUCUGACAUUAGUAACGUGUCUUUAUCGGUUUAAACAAUGUCAUUUAACAGUAUCACUCGGCGAUGGAAACAAUGGGAACGUUAUCAACGUGAAACAUACUAAUAACUAAUUGCAGUGUCUAUUAUAUACACCGUCAACGGUCAACAUUUCCUAAUUUUCGGUGUCCACAACCGAAUGAAUGGAUACCCAUUUUUGGCAGAUAUUAAUUUAACAUGUUUAUUGAUAGCAAAAAUAUUGCAAAGAGAUUUCCGGAAAUCAAAAUUUUUAAAAAUUUACUCUUAAUCAAAAAGAAAUUAUUGACUAAGAAAAGCCUUAUGGUAUAAAAGUUUUCCUAAAUAAGAAGGAAUAAUUAUCAAUAGCCAUUUUUAUUAAUUCAUUUGGAUUAAGUAGUACUAAUUUUCUGUGUGAUUUACUUUUCAAGAUUUAUAUUCAAACAUUAAAUAAUCUCUGCCUCGAGAUUCAGUCUUUAAAUAUAAAAACAGAGUUAUAAGUCUCGGUCCUCGUAAUUUUCACAAGUCUCUGCCUAUAUUAAUAGAGCAUCAACACAAGAAGAAGAAGAGAGCAGCAACAAUGGAGAUCAUCAGUAACGAGAAAAAUAAACUCUCGAGACAAUCUUCUUCCUUCCGGCUACGAAGUCCCAGUCUAAACACUCUUCGUCUCCACCGUAUCUUCGACCUAUUCGACAAAAACAACGACGGAUUCAUCACGGUCGAAGAAUUGAGUCAAGCCCUCUCACGACUUGGUCUCGAUGCCGACAUCUGCGAGCUCAAACCAACCAUCGAAUCUUUCAUCAAACCUGACGAGACCGGACUCCGGUUCGACGGUUUCGAAGCACUCCACAAAACACUAGACGAAUCCUUCUUCGGAGGAGACUGCGAGUGCGACGGAUCUCCGGAUUCGGAUCUGGAAGAAGCUUUCAACGUGUUUGAUGAAGACGGUGAUGGAUUUAUAUCUCCCGAGGAACUUCAGAAGGUUUUGAAGAAGUUAGGGCUUCCUGAAGCAGUAGAGAUUGAACACGUGGAGAAGAUGAUUGUCUCUGUAGAUAGCAAUCACGACGGUCGCGUUGACUUUUUUGAGUUCAAGAACAUGAUGCAAACUGUUCUUGUCCCUUCCUCUUGAAUCUUCAGUUAAACUUUCUCGUUUGGUUUCUUUCCUUGAACGCAGAACAAUUUUAAGAUAACUAUUGUGUAAUGCUUUUUUCUGUUUCUUUCUUCGAUAAGGAUCCAAUCCAUGAUGUCUCUUCGAUAAGCCCAGCGUUGUUACAGUUUUUUGUGUCUUUAUUUGGCCCCUCUACGUUUGACUGACCAUGCAAUGGCGUGACAUGGUUCUACAAUCAUACUUAUCAACUUUCUCUUAGCCGCUGAGAGGCUGAGUGUACUGUAUAUAGAACCAUACAAAAAUCCUCAUAAGAUAUAUAAAAUUACAGGUUGUAAAUU